Nematostella vectensis (starlet sea anemone) is the source of this 4055-nucleotide messenger RNA. RefSeq lists its product as uncharacterized. The record is from RefSeq and is a predicted model, not a curated record. The coding region runs from base 837 to 3266 and encodes 809 amino acids. The transcript has 2 exons. Lineage: Eukaryota; Metazoa; Cnidaria; Anthozoa; Actiniaria; Edwardsiidae.
AUUACCAAAAAUCAGGGACAAUAUGGCGGCUAUUUUUACGGCGCAUGUCUGAAAUGCCAUUUAAAAAUGGCCGAUUAUUUUCAAAGAUUGUAUGCAAUGAAAUUUGAAAAGCUCGAAAUAUAGUAUUUAUGCAAACUAAUACAAUUUUGCGGUCUUCUUAACUUAUUUACCUGACUUCAAUCUACUUACCAGGAUUGGUUUUUGAGGCUUUCAUGGAAGUUUUGAUCGGGCAAUAUUAUAGCUAAAUAUACCAUAAAACUCUCCGUGGAUUUUCUUCAAACUUGUAAUAGUAGUUCACCAAAUACAUGAAAUGAUGUUGCAGCACAUCGAUGAAUCGAUUACGCGGUCUUCCCAUGUUAUCGAAGGCAGCAUGAUCUCGUGAAACAGCCAUUUUUAAUGGCAAUUGAUAAUCAUUUGGAACGGGCAAAACUCUGUCGAAGUCCCUGAAUUUCAUUCUUUAAGUAUUGCUAUCUGAAUCUGAGGUACCGCGGUUUGUAGCUUGAGAAAAACCUCUGAAAUCUUCGAGUAAAUGCUACUAAACCACUUCUUUCUCCGCCAUUUUAAGCCUAUGUAACCAGGCCUAAAAGGUGCAAAAAAGAUUCGUGGGGGUAUAAGAGAGGCAAGAGAAAGUAUAAUAAAUUCGCCAUGUAGGACGAAGUUAUCAAGGCCAGUGUACUCAUUGCAUUCAUGAUCCUUCAAAACAAUAUCUAAUAUUUAGAUUCUCGAAUAUUUUUGUACAUUAUAUUGCUUUUUACUUAAUCAAAUAAAUAAUGGGAUUCCUGUGGUUAAUAAAAUUCCAACACUGAGCUAGCAGAGCUAACUAAGAGCAACAAAAUAUGUCUGAGAUUUUAUCCGAAUACUCUAAACAAGCAAUAGAUUGGAAAUUAAAAUUUGAUUCAGAGAUUAAUCCAAGGAGUUCAUUUGCUUAUUUAACUGGAGAAUCUGCAAAGCUAUUUGAAGUUGCUUUCACUGUUAAGGUUCCAUUUCCUUUGUUCAAAAUAUGGAAUAAUUUUUCAAAAAAAAGUACCUCAGAUGGAAGCUGUUAUAGUCUAACAGACCUGCUCAAUGCCACAGUACCUGGACACUGUUGGGCUAUUGCAAAGGGAUCAAGUGGACGGUUGGAAGAAAAUCUAAGAAGGGAAACUGGAAAAGUUCUCUCCCUCUAUAAGAAGUGCAAAGGUGGAAGGAACAGAAGGGAACUGGAUAAAAGAUAUGCAGAAUUCAGUAUCCUUUCAAAAGAGCUUGAAUCUAUCUCAAAGCUCAGAGAUGAAUAUGAAGAUGUGAAUCUGGAACUUCAAGAAUGGAAAAAUAAAUGCACUGAUUUGGAGUUGCAGAAAAAAACACUUUUGGAAGAGCUUAAGCAAGUUCAACAAACAAAUUGUGAAGAAAUUGAAGUUUUAGAAGCACUAAAUGAAGAACUCAAAGCUUAUGCACUGGCAUUAGAGGAAGGGGAUGAAAAAUUGUGUUGUUCUUCAAAAAAGAUUUCUGAGGUUGGUACAAAACAAAAAUCAAGAAAACUUAAACAGCUAAAAGAGAGAGCUCAAUGUGCUCUCUGGUUCUCAAAGACAUUUGGUCUGGACAUUGCAUCUAUUGCUUUUAAAGAUCAGAGUGAUGAUGGCAAAAUAUAUACUUUGAACUAUGAUGAACAGGAAAAAAAUAGUGAUGAAACUCAAAGACUUACAGAGGAAGAGAACCAUAGGCUUGAACAAGUAUUGUUUCUACUAGACAAAUUUUGUGUAAGUGAUGAAUGCUAUCAUGAACUCAGUUUCCUAACAAAUGAUAUCCCUCGAUCUUACCUCAUUAAACAAAAGAGGGACAAGCUCAAUUCUCUCUGCCACAUUGAGAGGGUGCCUGGCCCUGACCCUGGUGCUCAACGUUCCUUUUCCUUACUGCUAAAGGAGGUCAUAUCAAAGUAUUUGGAUUCACACCCAUCUUUUGAUUUCACUAAAAAUCCACUAAAAGUUAAAAUAAGUGGUGAUGGGGCAAAGAUGUCAAGAACAACCAAUUUUAUGAUUCUCUCUUUCUCAUUGCUGCAGUCUGGUGAAUACAAUGCAUCAAAAGGAAACCAUACGAUUGGAAUUGUGAAUGGACCCGAACAAUAUGAAACACUGAAAGUUUCAUACAACAGUCUAAUUAAGGAUAUUAAUGAGCAUGUGAAAGCUAAAAAAGUCACUUUGGGAGACAAAGAAAUUCCUUUAGAGUUUUUUCUUGGGGGUGAUUUGAAAUUUUUGCUGCUUUCAAUGGGUCUCAGUGGUGCCACUUCUGAUUAUGCUUGUUUGUGGUGUAUAGUUCACAAGUCUCAGAGGUGGAAUAUGAAACAUGAAUCAACAUACUACAACUCAGACACAAUGAAAAGAACAAUCAAAUCACUUAAGGAGUGGUGUACAAAAAAGAAAGAGAAUUAUUGUUGUAUCAACCCACCUUUAUUUGAGAUUGAACUAGAUCAUGUCAUUCUGGAUGAACUGCAUAUGAUGUUAAGGAUAACAGACAGGCUGACAGAAAAUUUGAUUAUUGAAGUAAUGGAAAAAGACAGCAAAGAAGAUAUGCACAAACCAAGAGGAGAAUGUAAAGGCAUAGGCCUUGAUAAGCUAAUUAAAGCAAUUAAUGACAUUGGCAUAACAUUUAAUGUGUGGGAAAAACUGAAUGCAGAUGGAAAAUCAAGUAAGCAGAAAGACUGGACAAGUUUAGUUGGCUCUGACAAAAAAAAGCUGAUGAAAUUUCUUCCUGAAAAGCUGAAAUCCAUGAAUAUACUCUUUGAUGAAACCAAGUCUGAGGUCAUAAAGCUUUGGGAAGACUUCCAUUCAUUAUACCUGCUGAUAUGCUGUGCAAAUGCUGAUGAAACUACACCAGAUUCUAUUCACCAAAAGGCCAAAGCAUGGAUAGAAUUAUUUUCCAAGCUUGGUGCGAAACGUGUUGGUUAUGGUAAUGCCAGGGUGACCCCAUACAUGCAUGCAGUUCCAUACCACAUACCCCAGUUUAUCUUAAGUCAUGGGCCAAUCAUACAGUUUUCAGGGCAAGGUGUGGAAAAAAACAACGAUGAUGCUAAGCGCAUAUACUACCAAAAGUCCAAUAAAUGGGAUGCAGCUAAGGACAUUCUGCUUUUGGAGUCUAGGCAAAAAUCUCUAGAGCACCACGAAAGAGAGAAGAGAAAAUAUGUGAAGCGAAAUGAGGAAUGGUGGAAUAGCAAAAUUUUAGACUCAAGGAAAAGAAGAAGGAACACAGAAUCAAAUUAUACUGCAACUACGAGUAACACUCUGGAUGAAUAAACAAACAAAUUGUGCUGAUCACAAGCUUUCCUAUUUAAAGUUAUAACUAUUUUUUCUACAGGAGAUGUUGGGCUCUUUUCUAAUUUCCCACAUGACACUAUGUAGUAAGCUUUUGUGUAUGAAAGGACAGUUUUGAUUUUGAUGGGGAAAUCCACUGUAAUUCCUUGUCCAUGUUCAUCCAGGCAGUAAUACCAAUACACUGGAAGGCCAAAUCUUUUGAAAUCAGAUUUCUCAUAAAACAUAGACUUCUUGUCAGCAGCUAAUUUACCACAGCCCUUAAAUAUGUAUCUUACUAUGUCAUGAUCAAUACGGAUUUCGGUGCUAUGUACAGCUUUUACUGCCUUGGAUUUCAAGAUGCUUGUAAUCCCCUCCAAAAACAAAGCUGAUGCAUUUUCUAGUCUUUCAGGUGUUAUUACAGGGAAUAGGUAAGAUCUGAAAGUUCAAAAUACAUCAAAAGAUCAGAAGCUAUGACUUCCGGAAUUUUUUAUUAAUAAUAUUUUUUAAAAAAAAUCAUUAUUGAGGAGUUAUUUCAGAAUAUUCACCUAAUCAAAGCUUCUGUUAAAUGAUUCGCUGGCUCCCAAGUACUAGUCCAAAUCGGCCAAUUUUUCCACUUCACUAGGUACUCUUUAUCCCCCUGUAUCGAAACAAAAUACAAAAAUACAGCAAUCAAUGGAAAUUCGGUGUACAAUUCCUUUUGAAAUCAAACCAAAAAUGUGAGUUUCCAAUUUAUAUUUUAACAAAAUUGGGAUUCUACUCAAAUAAAAAGGUUUGCUCGAGCAAACUAUCACU